Messenger RNA from Schizophyllum commune H4-8, 3131 nucleotides. RefSeq lists its product as uncharacterized. Gene Ontology annotation, molecular function: GTP binding; microtubule binding; GTPase activity. The transcript has 6 exons. Bases 79 to 2901 code for a protein of 940 amino acids. Gene Ontology annotation, cellular component: microtubule; cytoplasm; membrane. The record is from RefSeq and is a predicted model, not a curated record. NCBI's taxonomy places the organism in Eukaryota, Fungi, Basidiomycota, Agaricomycetes, Agaricales, Schizophyllaceae.
ACGUCGACGACGGCGACAAGCAACUUCGUCUUUCACUCCCCGCCUCUCCCCGCUCGUUACCCUAGGCGACCCUCAAGCAUGUACGCGAACAUGCGCCAGCGCCUGUCCCUCUUCUGCAAGAAGACGGCGACAUAUGGUCUCGCAGCGGCAGCGGCGGCGGCGCGGAGGCAGGGACUGCAGCAAACUCGGCCCAUUCACCGCCUGCACCCCGCGGCGCGGCCUAAUACGACACUCCACCUUUCCUCGGGGUCUCUACGGCGACGAUACGCCAUGCCUGCACCGGCCGUGUUCCGCCAGAUGCAUGCGCGCGCGAUCUCGUAUUCGUCCAUCCCUCGCUUCAUGGCCCGCGCUUUCCGAAUUCCAAUAGCUGGUGCAACUGUCGGCGCAGGGGGCUUUGCGUACGCGAACUACAAGGUUGAUGAGUUCAAGAAGACGACCUCGGAGUGGAUGAACACUGUGCAGGAUACGGCCAGCGGGCUCUUUGACUCUGCGUCAGGUGGGCUCAAAGAAGUGUCCGAGGGUCUAUCCGAAGGACUGAAGGGCGUCACCGAUCGCGUAUCCAACGCCGAGGCCCCUCAGUUCCUCAAGGACUUGUUCACUGGCAUGAAGGAGAGGCGCGAGAAGAGACGACAGGAAGGAGAGGACGGUGGUGAUCAGCAGGAAGGGGGCAAGAAACCGCCGACGGACGAAGCUGCCAUUGCUGCGCUGGUCGCCGCCACCAUGUCUUCACCUGCUGAGCCCAAGCAGGGCGGCGAUGACAACUCCACCCAAAACGGCCUCAUGCACCUCACGCGCAAGCUCAUCGAGAUACGCAGCAUGCUGCUCAGCAUCGACCAGAGCGACGCGCUCAAGUUGCCCAGCAUUGUCGUCAUUGGCAGUCAGAGUUCCGGCAAGAGCUCUGUUUUGGAGACCAUUGUUGGGCACGAGUUCCUCCCAAAGGGAAACAACAUGGUCACCCGUCGCCCGCUGGAACUCACCCUUAUCCAUACUCCCAACAACGACGGCAACAAGCGCGCAGCGGAGUACGGCGAGUUCCCCGCCCUUGGGCUCGGGAAGAUCACCGACUUCUCUCAAAUCCAACGCACACUGACUGACCUCAAUAUGGCGGUGCCUGCUUCUGAAUGCGUCUCGGACGAGCCCAUCGACCUUAGGAUAUACUCGCCCAACGUCCCCGAUCUCACUCUCAUUGAUCUCCCGGGAUACAUUCAGAUUGCUUCCAUGGACCAACCGGAGACGCUCAAGAGCAAGAUCGCGAGUCUUUGCGAGAAAUACAUCCGAGAGCCCAACAUCAUCCUCGCUGUAUGCGCCGCUGACGUCGAUCUCGCUAACUCGCCUGCUCUGAGGGCUAGUCGCGCGGUGGAUCCUCUGGGCUUGCGCACGAUUGGCGUCAUCACGAAGAUGGAUCUGGUACCUCCCGAGCAAGGCGCUAGUAUUUUGGCGGGCAAUCGCUACCCUCUGCACCUCGGCUACGUCGGUGUUGUUGCCAAAGCUGGCAGGCGCAUCUCGCCUCGCGAGAACGCCCAGGAGGUAGCGCGACGCAAUGAGGAGGACUUCUUCGCUCACCACCGCGACGUAUUCCGUACUGGCAACCUGAUGGUCGGCACGGAUACCCUGCGCCGUCGGCUGAUGGAGGUCCUCGAGUCGUCGAUGGCGUCCUCGCUUCACGGCAUCACCAACGCUGUUCAGCUUGAGCUGGAGGAGGCGACCUACCAGUUCAAGGUGCAAUACAACGACCGUCGCGUCACCGCCGAGUCAUACGUCGCGGAGACCAUGGACAAGCUGAAGGCGCGCUUCGCCGAGCACACCCAGCAGUUCCGUCGGCCCAUCAUCCGCGCAAAGCUGAAGGCCAUGCUCGACGACAAGGUUAUGGACGUCCUCGAGCAGCUCUACUGGCUCGACCGCCGCACACCGGAGCUCAACCAGCUCGGCGCCGACCCACGCAAGACGGCGGAAGACGUCGACCCCUACUGGCGCCACAAGCUCGAUGCCGCAUCGUCCCUGUUGACGAAGUCCGGCGUCGGUCGCGAUGCGACGCUGCUGGUCGCGGACGGCCUGCGCACACUCAUCGACUCGAUCGCCGCGAGCGAGCCAUUCAACUACCACCCCCGCACCGCCGAGCGCUUGAUCGAGUUCUCGCACGCCAUCCUGCGCGACCGCAUCGGUGUCACGUCGGACCAAGUUGAGAACUGCAUCAAGCCAUACAAGUACGAUGUGGAGGUCGACGAGCGCGAGUGGAACCUCGGCCGCGAGCAGGCAGUGAAGCUGUUCGAGAACGAGCUGACGAUGUGCGAGACGAAGCUGAAGGAUAUCCGGAAGAAGGUGGGCGGGUCGAGGCGGCUGGGGAGCUUGAUUCAGUAUGUGAAAACGCUGGAAGAGAAGGAGAAGGAGCGGAAGGUCAAGCGGCUGGAGGGUGCACCUCAGGAGGACGAAAUUACCCCCGAAUCCUACAAGUACCCGCCCGCGCAGAUACAUGAUGCUCGCCAUGCACUCUUGUAUGCCGACCGAUUGGCCGUUCUCAAGUUGCGCCUGGCCGCUUUGAAGUCGAAGCGGUGUCGUUCUGGCCCCGAGAACGAUGUCUUCUGCCCCGAAGCCUUCCUGGAUGUCGUCGCGGACAAGCUUGCAUACACCUCCGCUAUGUUCAUCAACAUAGAACUUCUAGACCAUUUCUUCUACCAAUUCCCCCGCGAAAUCGACUCCCGCUUAUUGUACGACCUUGACCGGAAGGAGAUCCUCGAAUUCGCGCGGGAGAACCCUGCUGUACGGCGACAUCUUGACUUGCAGGAGCGCAAGGACAAGUUGGAAGAGGUCAUGAAGCAGCUGAACAGCCUCUCAACCCUUCGUGCCGACCCGAAGCCUGCGGCGACAAGGCGCCAGCGCGGCUUGUUUAGCAACAUCUUCUGAUCCUUCGGUGUCUUGCCUCUGAUCGCCCGGUCCUUGCCUCUACUCUCACAUUCGGAUGUGGGUUCUUCUUGUCUAUGUUAUAACGAUGGACGGAGCGUUAACGAUGUUACGAUAGUUUGUGUAUCUACUACAUGUUGGAUGUACUUACAUUAUAGUUCUAAUCUAGCACCACUCAGUACUCAGUACUCUUGUUUGCAUGCAACAUGGCACCGUCAAAACGUCGUCGACGC